UACUAAGAGACUGCAACAAAAUUUCGCAAUGGCUCUUCCUGCUUUGUUCACAAGCUUCGUCCCCUCCUCAAUCAGCCAUAACCAGCCCUCUCUCCUACUCUCUAGACACCCUCGGUGCUCCUCCGCCGCCGGCGCUGCCGCUUCCUCCGGCACCAGAUCUCCGACAUGUGCUAUGACGAUCGAAAAUCAAGAGAUCACGAGACGUUCGGCGAAUUGGAAACCUAAUGUAUGGGACUAUGGGUUUGUACAGUCGCUCAAGGUUGAUUACACGGAAGAGGACUAUACCGAGCAAGUCCAAAGGUUGAAGGAAGAAGUCAGGGGUCUAUUCGGUAGGGAGAUGAACCAGGUGGCCAAGCUCGAGUUCAUCGACGUGGUUCAAAGGCUAGGGCUAGGAUACCAUUUUGAGACAGAGAUCAAGAACGUUCUGAGCUCCAUCUAUAACAGCACCAAAGAUGCUCAGCUUUGGAACGAUCUCUAUGCCGCCUCUCUUCGAUUCCGGCUUCUUAGACAGCAUGGAUACAACGUACCACAAGACGUGUUCCAAAAAUUUAUGAACAAGACGGGCACAUUUGACGAAUCGCUCAACAAGGAUGCGAAGGGGCUUCUCGGUCUUUAUGAAGCUUCUUUUCAUGGAUUGGAAGGUGAAACCAUACUUGAUGAAGCGAGGAACUUUGCUUCUAAGCAUCUGAAGGAUCUAAACCCCGACAAAAUUCCCGCUAUACUAGCGAGCCACGUGAGUCAUGCAUUAGAUAUGCCGAUCCACUGGAGGCCAAACAGGUUGGAGGCUCGGUGGUUCAUGGACAUGUACGAGAAACAUCAAGACAUGAUCCCCUCUCUGCUACGAUUGGCUAAAUUGGACUUCAAUUUAGUGCAAGCAGUCCACAAGAAGGAAGUUAGCAAUAUGGCAAGGUGGUGGGUUGAUCUUGGCGCGAACAAGAUGACCUUCUUUAGGGACAGGCUAGUGGAACACUAUUUCUGGUGUUGUUCAAUGGUUUUCGAACCUCAAUAUACAGCUUUCAGAGAAAUGACGACGAAGCUCACUUGUAUGGUGACCCUUAUCGAUGACGUUUAUGAUGUGUAUGGGACGCUGGAAGAACUUGAGCUCUUAACAGAUUUCCUUGUCAGGUGGGACAUCACAGACGUCGACAAGCUUCCUCCAACAAUAAGGGACAGUUACAUGGCCUUAUACAACACGACCAAUGAAAUUGGGUAUUGGACGAUGAGAGAGCUAGGAAUCAACACCAUUCCUUACAUGCGAAAAGUGUGGGCGGAUGAAUGCAAGGCGUACAUAAAGGAGGUCAAUUGGUACAACAAGGGCAUUAAACCAACACUAAAGGAGUACAUGGACAUAUCGGUGGAUUCAAUCGGCGGGCUGAUCAUGCUGUUGGGCAGCUACUUCCUAACCACGCACAAGUUGACGGAAGAGGGAAUUGAUUACGUGUCAAAAAUCCCGAGAGUCAUGCACUGUUCUGCCAAGAUCCUUCGACUCAACAACGAUCUCAGCACCUCAUCGUAUGAAUUGGCACGAGGAGACAACUUCAAGGCGCUAGAGUGCUACAUGAACGAAAUAGGCGCUUCAGAAGAGGCCACGCGGGAACACGUCAGGAAUAUGGUGCACGAGACCUGGAAGCAGAUGAACAAAGAUGUGUUUGAGGACUACCCGUUUCCUGGGUUCGAGCCUUUCCUCGGUGCCUGUCUGAACUUGGCGCGAGCUUCUCAGUGCUUUUACCAGUAUGGAGACGGACACGGCCUUCCCGACAACGAAACCAAGGACCAUCUCGUGACGGCUUUAUUCGAACCUGUGCCCCUAGAUUAGGGAUGGAUUACUGACGAAGGGUGUCGCUGUUGGAGAGAGCCUAUAAUCUUACGUGCUUAUUAUUAGCUUUUGGGGUGGCUCCCGGAAGCUCUAUUGACGGGCGUUACACGAGCUCCAUAAAAAUUCGCCGGAGAAGCACGUGCUAUUCCGUGCUUUUUGCUGUGGCUGAUCAACGUAAUUGGAUAAUAAAUGUCCGUGGUGAUUAUCUUCA
This is a messenger RNA of Rhodamnia argentea, 2027 nucleotides long. RefSeq names its product beta-bisabolene synthase-like. The record is from RefSeq and is a predicted model, not a curated record. The coding region runs from base 29 to 1816 and encodes 595 amino acids. Gene Ontology annotation, molecular function: terpene synthase activity; magnesium ion binding. NCBI's taxonomy places the organism in Eukaryota, Viridiplantae, Streptophyta, Magnoliopsida, Myrtales, Myrtaceae. Gene Ontology annotation, biological process: diterpenoid biosynthetic process. The transcript is spliced from 7 exons.